AUGAACGCUGACGCCAAGAAGAAAGUAGACGUAUUAUCUGAAGAACUGCUCCCUUACAUCAUAGCAGAACAGGAAAGAAGAACGACUCUGUAUAAGAGAGUGAUGACUGCCAUUCAGAAUGGAGAAAAAGGGGUCACUAUAGCAGAAAUCAGAAAUAAACCGCCAGCUAUUAUUAGAAAAGGUAUAAUGUACCGUUGUCCCACCAACCGAGCACCAAAGGAGCCUGACGGUUCAGGAGUAAUCAUGUGCGAAGAUGGAAUAGAACCCAGCAGCAUAAUGUACGACUCGUGCUUAUCUGCAGAGGAUAAAGAGCUCUACGUGGCUGAGAAUAAAUACUUCUUUUGUAAUCGGCACAAGGUUGAAGGUCCAGAUCUACCCAGAAAUGGCACCACUGUGAUCGGCUGCGCCCCCUGCGAGAGGACUUCUCUGAACUACACCAGCUCAAAAUGCGCUUUAGAAGACACUGACGAUGUAGUGGUCCACUAUCGAUACUAUCCUGAUAGGACCUAUAAAUUCGUGACAGAAUUAGACCCGGACAGAGAAGUAUGCGAGCACUGGAACCCAUGUCAGAUUGGGUACAUUUUCAGUCUACCUUCACCAGACCAGGCGACACCAGCCAGCGAACUUUGGCAGGACACAAUAAAAGAAUUCGUCAAACCACCACUCUUUGAAAACAGCAAGGUGACAAUUAAAAUCCCACCAGGAAUGCAAUAUAGUGGUGUUGGGAAGUAUUUACCGAUACCUGGUGGUGGUCCCCGGCGCAAGAAUAUAGAAGUAACUUACAAAGAACGUGAUGAUACAAUUCAAAUCAGUCUAAAAUUCAUGCCUAUGGAACCUCCCGACAUUGGACUGUACUUCGCUCGUUUUGACAACAUCAGUGAUCCAAAGCAAAUGCCAAAGUUAAUAGAAUUGGUGGACUUUACUGAAGCCAUCACCGACUUAACACCAGUGGAAAUUAUAGCGCUGCCGGGCGAGAAACUGAACCAAACUCAAAUCAACAUGACCUGUGACCAUUGCCACUGCAAAGUUAUCAUGUUGAGAGCUGAUGACGGCUCCAUAAAGAAUUUGGAGACUUCUAAAUUCAGAAUACACAGAAUAACAGACACGCACGCCAAUCUCGACAUUGAUAUUGACCAAGUAACGUUUCAAGACUACGGAGAGUAUUUCGCCCACAUCACCUUGGCUGAUGGAACUGAAGAGCGCCUUAAAGCUCUGAUCAUAAAACUGUUGCAAGUCACUACGUUAAGGAAGUCAGCCACAGUCGGGCAACCUCUGCACGAAGAGGUCGAAUGCAAAUGUACGGACUGUGAAGUGACAGCCCUCGUGUGUAACGGAGACAGUAUGCUGGAUUCUCACUUCAUCACCGUCAUGAAGCGAACAUCUCUUAUAUUUAGUUUCGACAUCCAAAGUUUUGAAGAUUUAAACUCAUGCGUUUAUAUGGUCACGUUCAAGAAAGGUGAUACAAGCUACUACAAUAUAAUAGCAGUCCUCGAAAAGGUGACCAUUAAAGAUGUCAGAGUCAUUCCACCUCCGAACGAAGGGGAUCAGUUUGAAACUGAAAUUUCUUACGAAUGCGGCGGAGAGUGUUCAGUUGACAAGGUGAUGUUAAAUGGUGUACCCUUAUUAUCAAAUACUAGACGAACUGAAGUGGGCGCAAUUCCCUUCUAUGUUUUGGGUGAUCAUAAAAUCGUUUACCGCAUAACAAAGUUCAUGCAAAUGUUGGUGGGAGUACAACAGGGCGUGUUUCUAGUCGACGGAGAACCGGUUACCAAAACAUUAUUGGAAAUUAGGAAACCUCUAAAAACAAAUUAUACUUACCUAACACAGGAAACGGUAACAACAGAAGGAGAAGAGAAGAUAACAGAAUCAUCAUCAACAGAAUCAUCACCAACAGAAUCAGCACCAACAGAAUCAGUACCAACAGAAUCAACAUCAACGGAUCCAGCAGAAUAA
This is a messenger RNA of Arctia plantaginis, 1953 nucleotides long. Lineage: Eukaryota; Metazoa; Arthropoda; Insecta; Lepidoptera; Erebidae. The record is from the annotation of a GenBank genome assembly.